UCUGAUCGCGGUGUGCUGGUGAUGGAGUUGGGCAGUGGACUCAGCUUUCCUGCCACGGAGUAUCUCAGCCACAUCAUACACACUCAGGCUCUGCAGGCGUCUCCUCCACGGUCAGUGGUCCUGGAUUGCCAUCAUGUCAGCAUCAUAGAUUACACAGUGAUCAGCGAGCUCAGGGACCUGCUGAGGCAGUUCAAACUACGAGAGGUGAAGCUGGUCUUUUCCAGAUUGCAGCCCUCUGUCCUGGAGCUUCUCCUAGCAGCUGAUCUGCAGGGCUUCAGGUAUUCAGACAGCGUGGAGGCGGCGCUGCAGAUGGAGUCGGAGAGCCUCCUCAAUGAAUGAUACAAAAAACGAUCAGUCUGUGAUUAUUGGACCGUUAUGAAGUUGAAAAGUGAAGUGAACUACCUCCAACAACUGAUACAGUGGCUGUUACAGUAGGUGUACGGCUAAACUUGACUUUGGAAAUCACUGUGGGAUCUCUGAGAUUACAGCACUACAUUACCAUCGCACAACAUACUGUGUUUUAUAGCAUUUUCUAGGCUUUUGAGGGACAAAAUGCUUUUGUAUGAAUGAAGAGGUAAUGAGAGAAAUAAUAUUACUGAAAUAUAUAUAUUUGUAACAGCGCUAAC
This is a messenger RNA of Sebastes umbrosus (honeycomb rockfish), 626 nucleotides long. RefSeq names its product sodium-independent sulfate anion transporter-like. The coding region runs from base 22 to 339 and encodes 105 amino acids. The transcript has 3 exons. NCBI's taxonomy places the organism in Eukaryota, Metazoa, Chordata, Actinopteri, Perciformes, Sebastidae. The record is from RefSeq and is a predicted model, not a curated record.